Messenger RNA from Cinara cedri, 2851 nucleotides. Lineage: Eukaryota; Metazoa; Arthropoda; Insecta; Hemiptera; Aphididae. The record is from the annotation of a GenBank genome assembly.
AUGUCACACUUUGGAAACCGUACCUUAACUGGUAAUCAAAGAAUUUUAAUUCCAGAAUUGUUGACUGGGACAAAAAAGUUCUUGAUUAUAAAGUAUUAUUAAUAAAUAAAUGUAAUUAAACUAAUAAUAGGUACUUAAGUACUUUAGCUACCUUACCUAACUAUACACUAUUCAGAAUAAUAAGAUUUUACCACUAGUACAAUGAAAAUGCACCAUAUACCACCCCACACUACACUGUAUGCAUGUAAUAGAUUCAAUUUUAUUUUAAAUAGAGUAUAGUAAAAGUACUAGGUAAUUAGUUAAAAGAUAAAUAUAUGAAUAGAUUAUUAAUUAGUAUCUAGUCUUUAAAGAACAAGUCUAGAAUUCUAUAGUAACUAUUGUUACUUACUAUUUUUUAAUUGCUUUCACCAAAAGUUAUUUUUAAUAACUUAGAAUUUGUGAACAUAUUAGUUAGUGGAAAAUAUUUCAUUAUGAAUAGGUAAUAAAUAAUAAUAAUAAUGUAUUCCUAUACUUAGGUACAAUUUUAUUUGUUUUAAAAUAUUAAUUUACUAUCAACUGAUUUCAAUGAAUAUUAUUUAAUUAUUUAUAAGUUAUUCCAAUAGAAAUGUAGUUUGUUGUUUAUUACUUUUAAUUGUUUAAUCCUAAAAACAAAUAUUUUAGGUACCUCUCUGUUAAUUGUUUUAUAUAAAGAAAAUUAUAUAUAUUAUUUUAGUUACAUUCAAACCAAAAGCAUAUGGUCAUACAUCACACUAUAUGUUACUCUAUGGGUGUUCCGAACCUGGAAGUCCUGAACCAUCUGGUAAAACAACUUUUAAACUAGUUUAAAAAGAUUUUAAUUUAUUUUGAUUUAACAAUUUUUAUUUUUAUUUGUAUUUUAAGGAAUUGUAAAAAAAUGGAUUCAUCAAGUAAUGAUCAAAAUUCAUACAUACAUACCAACCCAUGAAAAUCAGGAUCAAAUGUUAGUAAAAAUAUUUAGAUUUAAAUUUAUAUGGGUUAAAUCAAAUAAGUAAAGACCAGAUCUGUAUACAUUUUAAAUUGUAAAAUAUGCAUUCAAACAUGCACUAAAAAAAGGCAAGAUAUACAAGAAUAAAAAGCAAAACAUGCAUAGUAAAAUUUAAAUUUAUUUUAAAUUUUAUAUUUUAUUUAAAUUUUGCAGUAAUAAUUAAUUUUUAAUUUUAUUAAAAUUUCCAUAAACAAAAAAAAUACAAAUUAAAUAAUAAAUAUUGGUAUAUAAUAGGAAAAAAGCACAACAAAUUUAAUGUAGUGGGCAUGUUAAUUGGAAAAACAAUAAGUUAUCAAAGUGUCUUCCAUGUUUAUUUUUGUAAAAUUAUGACAAUCUAUAGGAUGUACUUGUAAGAUGAAAAACUACAUUCAACAUCAGUACUGGUUAUUAGCGCAUAUUUAAAAUUGGCUUAUACAUCCGGUGAAUAAUUUGGAACAGACAAACCAUUAAAGUUGGACCUUGAAAUAUUUUUAAAUUUUCUUUUAAAACCAUUAGUUCUUUAUUUUUAUCGAAAACAUUUUUAAUUUUGUUUUAACUAUUGUGCUAUUUUCGUAGGAAGUUCAUUGUUAGAAUUUUCAUUUGUUUUAAAAUGUUUAACGAGUUUACUAGUGACAAAUUAGAAUUUUCAAGCUUUUUGAUGCUUUCAACAAUACAUGAAAAAUUUGCUUGAAUAUAAGCCAGAUUAUUUUUACAUUUAAUUUAUUUAAGAUUGAUUUACAAUACUUUUUGCUUCAUCUUUUAAGUUUUCAAUUACAUUUUUAAACUCUUCAAAUUGAUCUGCAUAAAAGAAGGCUGACUCUAGCCAAGCACCCCAAUGGGUAAUUAUUGGCUGUGGUAGUAAAGGUGUGUUUGGCAGUAUUUCUUUAUAUAACUGAAUUCUAUACGGAGCUUUUGAAAAAACCUUAUUCCAUUAUUAAUUAAAUUGUUAAUAUCAUGAAAAGUAUCUAUAAUUUUUUCAGUGAUUCAGUGGAUACUAUGAGCAACACAAGUUACAUUUACAAGACUUAAAUAAAAUGGUUAUAAAUUGUGUACAGCUUUUGUCGUGUGAGGAGCAGCAUCAGAUAACAUCAACAAAACUUCGUCAUCAUUGCUAUCUUCGGGUCACAAUAGUUUAAGGGAAUUGUUUACAAAUUGUGCUAUAGUUGAAUUAUUGAUUUUUUCGAGAACUUUUGAUAUUAAAAGAUACGAUUUAGAAGGCGAAUUGGUAUUUAAUUUGCCAACAAGGAAAUUUGCUACAUACUUUCCUCGAGGAUCAGUAAUUUCAUCAACAAUAAAAAAAUUGUACAAGCUGCCUAUAUUUUCUCAAAUAUUUUGUAAAACGUCAAUAUAACAUUUUACUUAAAUAGUUUUUUCUUAACAUACUUUCAUCUGGUAUGUGUUUAUAUGUGUACUUUUCCAAAAAACAUUUAAAGUUUGUAUUUUGUAGUUUAUGUUAAACCUAUGUUUGAUGGAAUAAAAGUAUUACAAAGUUCUUUGAAAAAUUGUGAUUGAUUUUCUACCGAUGUUAAUUGAAAAUUUGUUCAUUGAAUGAAAGUUUGGUUAGAAGAAGAUUUGUUUAAACAUUAUUGAUGCAAAAAAAGACUGCAUGCCGAUCAAUUUGAAAUUUUUUUUUAACUGUUAUCAGUUUUUCACAAUGCUAACAGAAAACAGUUGUAAUAUUUAAAAUUUUGAAAACCUCAACAGAAUUGUAUGACUCAAUCCACUUUCUAAUUAACCUUCUAAUAAUGUGUAUUUUUUAAUUAAAUCUAUUCAUUUAACUUAAUAUUUAUUUAUCUUCUUUAAAUAUCUAAUGGUUAUUUUAUUUUUUUCAGAUAUUAUAUGCUUAGUCUCAUGAUGCAUCUAUAUUAA